AUGUCGCAAAACGACCAAGGAAUCUUAACCAGCGCUGUCGACAAGACCCGCAAAUUAGCUCUGGAAGCAGCCGACAAAAUCAUGGAAACCUGUCAGUCUGUUGUGAGUUCUUCACAAAAAAACGGAGCGGAUACUUUCGAAGCUGUUGAAGAUGAAGUGAGACUUGUUCCACAGUUGAAAUCAUUUCCAGAAAGUUUUUUUUAGAAUAACAAAAAGCAACCAAAUGAGCACCUCCUGUGGAUUGGAGAACCGAAUGAGGUGAAUUUAAGAACCUUUUACAGCGGUUUUGAAAACUUCGUUUAGAGUGCCCCCGUACAGGAGCAAAAUGGUGAAAAAAUUCGAGCUGCUGGACUUCCGAUCGACAGCUUUUAA
This is a messenger RNA of Caenorhabditis auriculariae, 372 nucleotides long. NCBI's taxonomy places the organism in Eukaryota, Metazoa, Nematoda, Chromadorea, Rhabditida, Rhabditidae. The record is from the annotation of a GenBank genome assembly.